AUGAGCCGGAAGAGGCCGCGCCCGGGCGCCGAGCCGCUGGGCCUGAGGCGGCGGCGCGGAGGCGGGCGCGCCGAGGCCGACCCCCCGGGGGGCGCGGCCGGGGCCCGGGGCGCGGGGGGCGGCCCUCCGGGCCCGGGGGCGGCGCGCGCGGCGGUGGCGGAGCUGGGCCGGCUGUUCCCGCGCGGCCUGUUCGAGGACGCGCUGCCGCCCAUCGCGCUGCGGAGCCAGGUGUACAGCCUGGUGCCCGACCGCACGGCGGCCGACCGGCAGCUGAAAGAACUUCAGGAACAGGGGGAGAUCAGAGUCAUCCAGCUGGGCUUCGACCUGGAUGCCCAUGGGAUUGUUCUCACCGAGGACUACAGGACCAGGGUCCUCAGGGCCUGCGACGGCCGGGCCUACGCGGGGGCCGUGCAGAAGUUCCUGGCCUUGGUGCUCCCAGCCUGCGGGGACCUUAGCUUCCAGCAGGACCAGAUGACGCAGACCUUUGGCUUCAGGGACACAGAGAUCACGCAGCUGGUCAGCGCCGGAGUGCUCACUGUCCGAGAUGCCGGGAGCUGGUGGCUGGCUGUGCCUGGAGCUGGGAGAUUCGUUAAGUGUUUUGUGAAAGGGCGCCAGGCUGUCCUUGGUAUGGUCCGGAAGGCCAAGUACCGGGAGCUGCUCCUGUCGGAGCUCCUGGGCCGGCGCGCGCCUGCCUCGGUGAGACUCGGCCUUGCCUACCAUGUGCACGACCUCAUCGGGGCCCAGCUGGUGGACUGUGUCCCCACCACUUCUGGAACCCUCCUGCGCCUGCCAGAGACGUGA
Pipistrellus nathusii (Nathusius's pipistrelle) is the source of this 801-nucleotide messenger RNA. NCBI's taxonomy places the organism in Eukaryota, Metazoa, Chordata, Mammalia, Chiroptera, Vespertilionidae. The record is from the annotation of a GenBank genome assembly.